CUCUCUCUUUCUGAAUUGUCUCUCCACCCACUUUUGUAUCUUAAGUCAUUGUACCAACUGGACUGUCGGGUGUCUUAUUCUGUCCUCUUUUGUCACCUAAAGACCAGAAAUACUGUUUUGUUGCGUUAGAAGGUUGAGACUUUUUGUGUUGUCUUCACAAGUGGGAGGAGAGUGCAUACGUGUUAAGGAUAUCUCCAGAUGCGACGGUUGGAGUCAGAUUAAUUGAUGAAUGACAACAUCGCUUUUCAACAAACCAUUUGCGGAUUACAUUGACAGAUAUCGUUCCAGUUAAAUUAUUUUGAGAUUUAUACACUUAAUUACUACGACGACAAGUACUGAAAAAGUACUGAAUCGCUUCAGAAGUACAUUGCAUAAUAUUUUGGACUGUUACUUAUCAGAGUAAGCCUGUAAAGAUUAAAGUCACAUCUAAGACUUAAACGGAAGAAUAUUCACCGCAAUGUCGAUCGUCGCAGAUCUAGCUAAAGGAAACUCUAACGCAGGAAUGACGGAGUUUCAGGAGAAGAUGCGGCAGCAGCUGGAGAGCUCCAUGCACGGCGAGCUGGAGAAACUGCUCAGCACCAUCAAGGGUCAGGAGGCCGAGGUUUCCAAAAAGGACUUUGAAGGCUUCAAGAGGCUCUUCCACAGGUUCCUCCAAGUGAAGGGUCCACCCAUAGACUGGGCCAAGAUCCACAGGCCCCCCGAAGAUUCGAUCCAGCCCUAUGAGAAGAUCAAGGCCAGAGGCUUGCCUGACGGCAUCACAGCCAGCCUGAACAAACUGGCCGUGGUCAAGCUCAACGGAGGCCUGGGCACCAGCAUGGGCUGCAAGGGACCCAAGAGUUUGAUCAGCGUCCGAAACGAGAACACCUUCCUCGACCUGACUGUCCAGCAAAUUGAGCAUUUGAAUAAAACGUACAACACAGAUGUGCCUCUGGUUCUGAUGAACUCCUUCAACACGGACGAGGACACCAAGAAAAUCCUGCAGAAAUACACCCACCACAGAGUCAAGAUCCACACCUUCAACCAGAGCAGAUAUCCAAGGAUCAACAAGGAGUCUCUGUUGCCCGUGGCCACAAGCAUGACCCUGUCGGGGGAGAACUCGGAGGCCUGGUACCCCCCCGGUCACGGAGAUAUCUACGCCAGCUUCUAUAACUCCGGCCUGCUGGACAAACUGAUAGCCGAGGGGAAGGAGUACAUCUUCGUGUCCAACAUCGAUAACCUGGGAGCCACCGUUGACCUUCACAUUCUAAACCACCUUAUUUCUCAGCCCAGUAACAAACGCUGCGAGUUUGUCAUGGAGGUGACAGACAAAACCCGCGCUGACGUCAAGGGUGGCACGCUGACAGAGUACGAUGGGAAGCUCAGACUGCUGGAGAUCGCCCAGGUGCCCAAGGCGCACGUGGACGAAUUCAAAUCCGUCACCAAGUUUAAGAUCUUCAACACCAACAACCUGUGGAUUUCUCUGCCUGCCAUCAAGAGACUACAUGAGCAGAACGCCAUGGACAUGGAGAUCAUCGUCAACCCAAAGACUCUUGACGGAGGCUUGAACGUGCUUCAGCUGGAGACAGCUGUAGGUGCCGCCAUUAAAAGUUUCGACAACGCUCUCGGAAUCAAUGUCCCCCGUAGCCGCUUCCUGCCCGUUAAGACGACCUCUGACCUCCUGCUGGUCAUGUCCAACCUCUACCGACUGGAAGCUGGGUCACUUACCAUGAGUGAGAAGAGAGAGUUUCCCACAACUCCCCAUGUCAAACUGGGCAGCUCCUUCACCAAGGUUCACGAUUACCUGCGUCGGUUUGAGAGCAUCCCAGACAUGUUGGAGCUGGAUCACCUGACUGUGUCUGGGGACGUCACCUUCGGAAAACAAGUGACACUAAAGGGAACUGUAAUCAUCAUUGCCAACCACGGAGACCGGAUCGACAUUCCGGCCGGAGCGGUGCUGGAGAACAAGAUCGUCUCAGGAAACCUGCGUAUCCUCGACCACUGAGGCCUUCACCACAACACACAGACAAACAAACAAACAAACAAACAAACAUACAUCCCACAGACUCGUCAUCCUGCAGUCCUGCAACUCGCUUCCCGUUAUCAACGCGUUACAUUAUGGACCUCUGUCCAUUGAGCCUCUCUGUGUGAAGAAUACCGCCCUACGGAACAUCAAACUAUGUCUUCGCAUUGCAUCUCCAUCUGGAUCUGACACUGCUAUGCCGUUGAGUGGCCUUUAAGUUGUACACUGUCCAGAUGGUUCUGCCUGUUCUGUAACUGUCACUGUGAUGCAGACGCUAUAGGGGUGAUGUGUUGAAGACAGUUUGAAAUUUGUCAGCUCUGUUACACGAGUGCUCUGUGGCUCUCUCUCUCUGGGACUGUUACGCUUGCAUAGCAGAAACACCAGUAAAAAGUGCAAUCCGA
Chanos chanos (milkfish) is the source of this 2400-nucleotide messenger RNA. RefSeq names its product UDP-glucose pyrophosphorylase 2a (gene ugp2a). Gene Ontology annotation, molecular function: UTP:glucose-1-phosphate uridylyltransferase activity. Gene Ontology annotation, biological process: UDP-alpha-D-glucose metabolic process. The transcript has 10 exons. The record is from RefSeq and is a predicted model, not a curated record. NCBI's taxonomy places the organism in Eukaryota, Metazoa, Chordata, Actinopteri, Gonorynchiformes, Chanidae. The coding region runs from base 458 to 1981 and encodes 507 amino acids.